AUGUUGCAGAAUCAAUUCAAUGAAAAUUACGUUCGCAGCUUCAUUGAAAAACCUGUGCUGAGAAGGCUUGACGGGCGGUUGUCAUUGACGUUCAUGUCUGAGCUGCGUCGGGUGGAAACAAUUUUUGUGUCGCUGUCGGUGACGCAAGAGCAACUUCCAGGAAUUGACGACGGGGUUGACGCAUUGAUUGACAUUUCGCUGGAAAUUGUCGCGAGAAUCGUGGACGAGCUGGAAGGCAGUGUCAACAAAAUGUUCUCGACAACAACUGGCUUGUGUUUCAUGUGCUUGUUUGGCUUGCAUGGAUGCAGACGCAAGGAUGAAGUUUCACAUGCUCUGGAAGCUGCAGCAAGAAUUUGGCGAGAAUUGUCAAUGUUGCUGGUUGAUCACGAAAGGAUUUCAGUCGGAAUCACGUCAGGAGUGUGCUAUUGUGGAGUUGUGGGUCACAGACAAAGGCAAGAGUACACAGUAAUUGGGGCCAAGGUGAAUAUGGCUGCCAGGUUAAUGGCAAAUUACCCGGGGGUUGUUUCCUGCGAUGAGGAGUCCAUGACACUUGCAAUGCACGGCCAUGACAGUUUCAAACUCCUACCAGCAAAGCGACUUAGGGGAGUAGCUCAUCCAGGACGAAUUUUUCAAUUUAAUCCAACUUUCACACUCGGUCCGCAGACUGGAAAUUUGCCCAAGUUUUUGUUCCCGAUCGUGAAUCGAACUGCGAUUUUGGAAGCGACUCAGCGAUCCAUUGCUGAAUUGAUUGAUUACGCUGGAAAAUUGAGUUGUCAAAUUAAGUAUCCUCGCUCAAAAAUGUUGGAAGAACCUUACGAGCCCCUGUUGCAUGUUAUUGAAGGUCAACACGGAACAGGGAAAACGAGGAUCAUCGAAUCGAUAGUGCGACGCGCGUUUGAAAUGGGAUGCAUUUCCGUCGGAUUCUCGGCCCGACGUCCAACUUCCUCUUUUUCUGGGGCUCGAUACUUGAUCGAAGCCAUUACAGGACUCAGUUCAACAAUACACCAACAGGCCAGAAACGAUGUGAUUGUCUCGUUGCUGGGAAUUGUUCCCGAUUCGCCAGAACCCGCAGCAGCCCAGAGAACGAGAAUAAAUGACGAAAGACAACAGCUGCAAGAAAACGAAGUGUCGACAGCGAUACAAUCCACGUCGACAGUGUCGGCAGCAGCUGUCAAUGGAUAUGCCGACAGUCUUUGGGUGCUGAAUGAAGUGCUCGGGUUGCGGUUCCCGGUGAAAAUGGCAACCUGGGCCCAUGACGUGGCCAGGCGACAAGAUCGGGCUCUUCAACUGUUGAUUGAAAUAUUCGCGAAGCUGUAUGCUUUGGUCAGGUCAGCUGACCGAAGCCCACAACCUUUUUUCCUGCCUGUGAUUGACAAAAUGAAUGCAGUUGCGAAACGGGCUCCGAAAGGGGUCGUAAUCGGGAUCGACGACGCGUUGCUGCUUGACGACAUGUCGCUCCGCUUCAUUUCCGCUGUUUACGAACGGGAACUUCCGGUUCCAAUAUUGGCAGUGUUCUCGGUGAGUCCUCUCGGAUUCGGGUCGUCAUCUGGUUCGCAGCCGGACGAGAUCCCAGCGGGCCUGCAGCGACUCUUUUCGGUGAUGGGAAGUAGAACCCUGGAUGACCGGGUUACCCUGCACACCCUGGGACCCCUGGGCAAACGGGAUCUCGUGACCGUGGCCUGUCAGCUGCUCAGGGCCCGAGCAAUCUCCACAGGCCUUCUCGACCUCCUGAGGAAAGUUUCUGGUGGGAAUGGAGCGAUUUGUGAGCUUGUUCUGAAGCAACUUUUGGCCCACAAAAGCCUCAAUUUCGUCAGCAUUCACGAAAGCAACGUCGAAGACUUGGAUUUCGGAGAUGCUUCCAAGUUGCAGCCAGUUUUUCAGGGCAUUCAUGAAGGUUUCACCAUCAGUCCCGUGGAGAACAUUACUUUGGCUCCCAUGCCUUCGCCGAUGAAUUCUUUAGAUCGUCAAUUUUUCGCAUCGCCAACUUCGACCUUCAAUGUGAUUCAGCAAGCUCUAAGCUUGGACCGCGUGGUUGUAGCACGGGAAACAUUGGCUUUGGAAGUAUUUGAGCCCCCGGAUUCUAUUCAAAGCUUGACUGAAUUGUCCUUGGACUUCGUGAGCCCGGUUCAACUUCAUUACCUCAAGUGCGCAGCGGUUAUUGGCUCCUCCUUCAACCUCGGACUCUUGUUCCGGAUCCUGCCGGGCAUGAGUCGUGCCAGCUUUGUUCGCACGACCCGGGAACUUGUGAUUCAUGGAUACUUGGAAUGUUUGCGGGAAGUUCAUCCGUCGGAUCCCAUUGUGACCUCUGCUGACUUGGAUGCUGUUGUUGAAAUAACAGAGCACCUUUCGGCGACCCGGGAACUUGUGAUUCAUGGAUACUUGGAAUGUUUGCGGGAAGUUCAUCCGUCGGAUCCCAUUGUGACCUCUGCUGACUUGGAUGCUGUUGUUGAAAUAACGGAGCACCUUUCGGGUAAACAUUUCAUGGAAGAUUCGAGUCCCGAAGCUAACCGUCAGCUGCUUCAAGAUCUUUGUCCAAAGCGUCGGAUUCGCCAGAUCCACGCGCAUCUGGAAGUUACAAAAGCCUCGAAUAUUCGGAAAAACUGUUGUGUCGAGGCAAAUCCGGAAACAUUAGAGACGACAUUGCCUUGCAAAGCUUUGCGAUUUUCUAGUCCGCUGACUAGACGCGUGAUUUUGAAUGCCAUGAUGUCUCUGCAAAAACGGGAAAUCCACUCAAUUGUCGCUGAUGUUUUGUCGCAAUUUCCGCCAUAUUGUUUGGCGUGCAACGGAACUUCCUUUACCACGGGAGCAUCUCUCGUCAGUACAGAAGCAGUUGAUGUGCGAGUGACGGAAAAUUCUACAGCCAUUUCGUCGAGGUUAGGACUGUCUCCUAUUCUUACCAGGGACUUGGAUCCACCCACUGUUUCUUGGCUGACUGAUGAAACCGACAAAUCUUUCGACUAUUACCCAGGAUCGUUGGGACCACGGAGAAAAUCUUCGCAGGAAAGCAGCAAUAACGUUCGAGCUCGAGCUUCUUUUGUUGAAGCCCUACGAACUACGUUCGCAGCUUCCGGCGUUGUGCGAAACGAGGACGACACUCGACGAACUGACCCUUCGCGUCUUCAUCGACACGAAGAUCCAGGAUUUUUCACUCGCAAAGCCACGGAUUUGGAUUAUGAUGAUCUGACGGAUUUUGAGCCGAUUUUCGACAUUGGCGCGAAUCCUGAUGCGAAUGAAGAUGUUCUCUCUGCUCGCGGACGAGAACUCGCAUUCACUUCCCAUUGGGACGACAUUCAGAGAAGGAGAUUAUCUCCGGAGAUAACCGGAUUUCCGCUCGGUGAACCCAACGAUGACCCAUUGCAAUCGUUUCACGCAUCAGCGGAGGCGGAUUACAACAAAUUGGAGCAGAAUUUCAAGAGGAGUACCAGCAUUCGUGAAACAGCUCAGGAACGCAAUAAGAGAAUAAAUUCAGAAAAUAGAUCCACUAGGACUCCGAAAGUGGAUAAAGGGGAUGAAGUGCAAGGAGACCCGACAUCAGUGGGGCUCUGGGACAGCCUGACGGGAUUUGUAGGGAAAUUCGUCGGAUUUUCGUCGGGUCAAGAGGAUCCCGAGACUGAAGAUUCUUCCAUCUUUUUCAACGUACUUGAAUAUGGAGCAAAAAUGAAAGCUCAUUUGGCAUUGUUGAACACUGCUGUGAACUUGGCAGCAAAUGGACUCUUGAACGAUGCUGAAACCUUGUCAGCAGAUUUGAAAGCAGACACGCCAUUCUUGGAGUCCAUGGAGAAUGACCCGGAAUUUGGGAUUUACUGCACUUUGGUCAAGGCUCGGACAAUGCGCUUGAGAGCUUUCAUCAGCAAAGCAUACGGAGAAACUGAUUCAGCCAUCAAAUGGCUCAAAUCCGCACUUGAAGAACUCAACUACUCAUUCCCGAAAGACGACAUUCGCAAACAUUGGCACGCUUUGACGAAUUUGCAAACUUCCAUCAUGAGACACAGCGAAAACUACCAAGGGGUCGUCUUAGCAUCAGAUACCAACAGAGCCUGGUUAUUGCUGGAAGCGAGCUAUUGCUUAAUUGCCCUGGUGGCGUGUCUUCGGAAGAUCGAUGAUGAUGCCAUUUACGCCAUUGGGGUUGCUGCCCUGAUGAGCAUCCAUGCCAUGGAGGCUGCUCCUUGUCACUUUGCCCAUUUGGUCGUGGGCUACGCUCUUUGCCUAGAGACUUGCUGCUGGCUACCUGCGAAGCCAUCUUUUCUCAAGCAUCUCGUGCAACAUUCCUUGGCACUGAUAAGUAGAAAAACCAACUUCAGCGUCGAGGAACUGGUGCACGUGGAUCAUUACAUCACAGCGAUUCUGCAGCUGGUGAGCACUAAAGGAACACUUCAGGAGGCCAACGAUUUGUCCAUGACUUACUACCCUGUAAAUGCUGGGCUUCCUUUGGACAACAGCUACGUUUCACUGUUUCGAUUGCUGGCUGUGGUUCCAUUUACCAGAAGUUUGGAUAUUCAAGGUCUGAAGCUGGGGAUGGGAUUGCUGAAAGCUAAUGUUCAGGCUAUACCUUCUUUUGAUCCGUUGAGAAUCGACUACAUUCUCAUGUGCAUGUUGACUCUGCUUGAUAUCGUGCUGUUGCUGGAAUGUCAAUUGACUGAUUUGGUGAAUCUGUACGAGGCGAAGGAAUGGAGCAAAUUUCAGGAGCAUUUGGCAAACGCUCAAGAUCAUUUGAAGGAAAUUCAGCGGAGGCUCGAGAAAUCUGGUAUCGGAGCAGCACGAUUGUUCAUGUUGGAGGCGUAUCUGGAGAAGAUCCGAGGUCGGCACCGAGAAUCAAGCGCAGCCUUGAAGCGCUCGCUGCAAGUCGCUGCUGAAAAGGGCGCAAGACGACCUUUCUUCCGUGCCAAAUUCAACGACAUGGCCUGGCACGGGGAGCUGAGUGAUCGCGCAAUGAACGCUUGGUCCGAGAGAGCUGCUCAAUACGAGACGGAUGAAACCUUUUCUUCGGCGUUGGAAGACGAAAGCAGUCACCGUUAUGCCUUGCAUCCACUUCCGAUUCCGAAAGCAUUGAUUAUUCCUCGAAAUGUUCCGAAUUCGUCCAAGAUGAGUAAUAAGUGA
Messenger RNA from Notodromas monacha, 5097 nucleotides. NCBI's taxonomy places the organism in Eukaryota, Metazoa, Arthropoda, Ostracoda, Podocopida, Cyprididae. The record is from the annotation of a GenBank genome assembly.